UGUUGCCAUGGCAACAUGACAAACACAAAAAUGGCGUUCCUUCAAUGGAGCUGUCAGGAUGUGGCGAACUGGAUAGACUCACUAGGAUUUCCCCAAUACACGGCAUGCUUUACUGAGAAUUUCAUCACAGGCAGAAAGCUGGUUUACGUAAACUGCCGUUAUUUGCCACGAUUAGGAAUCACUGACUUUGAACAUAUCAAGGCGAUUUCAGCACAUGUCCGUGAGCUGCUAGGCGUCUCAGAGCCAUUGUGGAGUCGCAGUAUUGCAGACCCUCAACGAGAUGAUAUGGGCAUGUUUUUGGAAGUCAAAAGCAGGACUGGGGAAAGUGCUGAUCCCCUUACCUAUGCUCAGUUCCUCAAUUACCAAAAGAAGUAAACAGCAAGAUUACAGUAUAAACAGCUUAUGAAGUUCAAUAAAAAAAAAAACCCUGAAAGACAUUAAAGCUUUUC
Messenger RNA from Ictalurus punctatus (channel catfish), 449 nucleotides. Its product is annotated as sterile alpha motif domain-containing protein 15. The record is from RefSeq and is a predicted model, not a curated record. The transcript is spliced from 3 exons. Lineage: Eukaryota; Metazoa; Chordata; Actinopteri; Siluriformes; Ictaluridae. Gene Ontology annotation, molecular function: protein binding. Bases 16 to 375 code for a protein of 119 amino acids.